Macrosteles quadrilineatus (aster leafhopper) is the source of this 1875-nucleotide messenger RNA. Its product is annotated as dual specificity mitogen-activated protein kinase kinase dSOR1-like. The transcript has 10 exons. The coding region runs from base 371 to 1687 and encodes 438 amino acids. Gene Ontology annotation, molecular function: protein kinase activity; ATP binding. NCBI's taxonomy places the organism in Eukaryota, Metazoa, Arthropoda, Insecta, Hemiptera, Cicadellidae. The record is from RefSeq and is a predicted model, not a curated record. Gene Ontology annotation, biological process: protein phosphorylation.
GUUUUAUCAGUGAAAACAUAUUGUGUGGUACUCAACAACAGACUUCAAAUUAGUUCCCCCUUUAGGAAGUUUUAUAAACUGUCUAGGUGUUAUUUUGUAAAUCAAUCUGGCACUUGCGCUUUCUUAUCGUCUGAUUUGAAGUAGGAUUAGCCUACAUGACAACUGAUCGCUUGUAGAAGGAGGACAAAUUGAAGACAUCAGUGUGUAAUAAAUAUAGGCCUAUUAAUUUCCAAAGAAACAUUAUAACCAAUCACCGCAGACGAUCUUCGAGCUCUAAGCAGGCUAGGCAUUUGAAGCCUAAGCCCUUAAAAACUAAAUGAUAUCCCUCAUCGGCCUUGGUGACCACCCUUCUGUGUCCAUACAUUGAAUCAUGUCAAAAAAUAAAUUAAACCUCACAUUACCUCCGGGAUCAGUUGAUACAGUUAAUGUUGUUUCACCUUCUGCAACAGUAGCUAUUGAUACCGAGAAGCAGAAUAAUGAACCAGUGUCAGCCGGUGCUAAAAGAUGGUCACCCCGUGGCAAGCCUCAGUUGAAUCUGACGCCACGAAACACCGCCUUUAGUGAGUCCGUAUCGGUCAAGCCACCACCAAUAAAUAGGCACAGUUCUCUCUGUGGCAAAUCAAGCAUCGAGAUACUCCAGGAGCGACUAGAGGAGCUGGGGAUGGACGAUACACAGAGGAAGAGGAUGGAGUUCUUCCUCUGUCAGAAGGAGAAGAUCGGAGAGUUGACGGACGACGACCUGGAGAAGCUGGGGGAGUUGGGUGCCGGCAACGGAGGAGUAGUGAUGAAAGUGCGGCACAUACCUAGCGGACUCAUAAUGGCUAGGAAAUUAAUUCAUCUGGAGGUAAAGCCAGCAAUCAAAAAACAGAUCAUCCGAGAGCUGAAAGUGCUUCAUGAGUGCAAUUUCGCUCACAUAGUAGGAUUUUAUGGAGCAUUUUAUAGUGAUGGAGAAAUCAGUAUCUGUAUGGAAUACAUGGACGGAGGUUCACUAGAUCUAAUAUUGAAGAAAGCUGGACGAAUUCCUGAGAAUAUUUUGGGGACUAUUACAUCGGCAGUGUUGAAAGGCCUCAGCUACUUGAGGGACAAGCAUGCGAUCAUGCACAGAGAUGUCAAACCUAGCAACAUUCUGGUCAACAGCGCUGGCGAGAUUAAAAUUUGCGAUUUUGGUGUUUCGGGUCAACUUAUCGACUCGAUGGCCAACAGCUUUGUAGGAACACGGUCGUACAUGUCGCCAGAGAGACUACAAGGCACACACUACUCAGUACAGAGUGACAUCUGGUCUCUAGGACUGUCUCUGGUAGAGAUGGCCAUUGGCAUGUAUCCCAUUCCUCCUCCGGACGCCAAGACUCUGGCGGCCAUCUUUGGACCUAACAGCAACAGAGAGGGUGACCCUUCGUCACAAGCAAAUGGAAACGGGCCCCGCCCCAUGGCCAUUUUUGAGUUGUUGGACUACAUUGUCAAUGAACCUCCUCCCAAGCUGCCUUCAGGGAUUUUCUCUGACGAGUUCAAAGACUUUGUAGAUCGGUGUUUGAAGAAAAACCCUGCGGAACGGGCAGAUCUCAAAACCUUAAUGAACCACGAAUGGAUAAGACGAGCUGAAAGUGAUGACAACGACAUUGCUGGUUGGGUGUGCAAAACAAUGGGUUUGACUCCUACCACUCCCACGCGUACCAACCCUCCUUCUUGAAUCACUACAGCUUAGACUUCUCAGUUGGACCCCAACCUGGCAUUAUAAACCUAAAUAUUUCAUUUUGAAAACUUACUAGAGUAAUUCAACGAACAAGUCAUUAAUAAUUUCUUCUAAUCUUAGAUCACUUGAUGUGACGUUUUGUUAAUGAGUAAACAUGUUCCAAAAUAUAAUCCUGCAAAGGAAAA